Paramecium sonneborni is the source of this 1208-nucleotide messenger RNA. Lineage: Eukaryota; Ciliophora; Oligohymenophorea; Peniculida; Parameciidae. The record is from the annotation of a GenBank genome assembly.
AUGAGAUACCUAAUUAUGUUGUAAUUGAUGAUAAAUACAUAAUAGUGAAAAACAUCUAUAAAGGAAACACCUACAAUUUAUACAUAGGUAGAGAUUGAAAGCCUAGCUAGCUGUUAAAAAAAAAUGUUCUGAUGAUUAAAACAAGUUCGUAUUGAUUAAAAUGAGAAGGUAGCCAAUUCCAUAUAUUAAAGAACUAAUGCCACAGAAUAGAUUUUUGAGUAGUACUUCUUGAAUAAAUUAAAAGACAGUAUAGUAAAUUCCUAUAUAGGUAAAUGCAUUACUAGAAUUCUAUCCAUGGGAGAGUAGACAAUUAAAGAAUAACUUUAUCAUUAUUAAGUAAUGGAACGUCAUGGUCCUUCUUUAAAAUUAGUUUACAAUUUUUUAUCCAAAAACAUACCUAUAACUAUACUUUGUCUUAUUGCUAUUCAAACUGUAUAUAUUUAAUAUUAUAUAAAGCUUGUUUCUCUGGAAUAGAUCCAUAAAUAAUUGAUCAUACAUCGUAAUAUAAGGCCAAAAAAAUUGUUAAUAUCACAAAAUGGAUCUGAAAUUUUGUUGACAGAUUUUAAGUUUGCAUGUAGAUAUCGAAAAUAAUAAAAAAACAUUAUUGUUAAUGAUAAUUUACGUAAUUCUUCAAAUAAAAGAUUUUUAAAUAAAUUUUCAAGCUUAAAUCAACAUUUAGAUUAAGGUAUAAUCUUAAUUAUUAGAAUUUAGUUUCUUCUCCAAAGGAUGAUCUAGAAUCUUUAGCAUUAAUCAUAAUUUAUUAUGGAGGAUUUGCUUCUGUCUUAGAUAUUCAAGAUGAGAACAAAGGAUUAAAAAUUAAAAAAUUAGAACAUGUUAAACUGUCUCUUCUUCCAGAACUUUCUUUUAAAGGAGCUCCAUUAGAAUUCAUUUAAUUUUAUAAUGGAAUUAAAUAAUCAUGUGUUAGUGAUUAUCCAUAAGAUUAUGAAAAAUACAAAUAAAUAUUUAGGAAAUUAUUAAACACUUGUGGAUAUUCAGAAAAAGAUAUAGUUUAUCCACAUUUAUAAAUGAUGAAAUAAUAUCAUUAUAAUAAUGUAAACGUGAUUAUGGAGGAAUAAGAAACAUAAGCAUAAAUAGAUUCUAUUGAUGAAGAUCAAAGUGUUUUUAGAAAGAUAAAAGAAUUAGAUGGCAAGAGAUAUCAUAGAUUAAUCUCUUUAGAAAAUUAAAAGUAAUGCAUUUAGAAAGAAUGA